CUCUCUCCUCACCAUUUUCCAGUUGUCUUCUUCAACAACUAAAUCUCACCACACCAUAUCCGCCCACCCUUUUCUACAAGGAACCUUUCAUCUACUUCUCCAUUUUACCAUUUCGCCCUCAACUUAUCCUUCUAAUUACAUUCAUCUCCUCUCUCUCUCUCUCUCUCUCUCUCUCUCUCCCUCUCUCUCUGUGCGUUCACUGUUGGUCUGUGAUCUCCACCUCUCACCUUAUUUCUCUCUCUCUAGACUUUCUCUUUCUAGAAAGUCCUUAAUAACUUCGUUUCGCAACAAUGGCGGUUCUCUUCUGAGCUCGCUUCAGCUUUUUUUUCGCUUUCUUCUAGCUGAGUUCUCUAUCUCUCUCUCUUGUUUGGUUUUGGUUUUGUAAAGAGAAGCGAACGGGAAAUGCCGCCAUUUGUGGUGGAUUUUGGAUCUAACUUUUCACUAAUUUUAUCUCUGUAAGGGAGCUUGUAGAUUGUAAAUUAGCAUUAUUAGGCGUUUUCUGGUGUUUCAGGGGAUGAGCGGGAAGUUAAGCUAGGUUUUAGGUUUUGUUUGUUUUUGUUGUUCGAUCUGUGAAUUGUUGAGACUUUUUAUUUUUCUCUGGAGUGGAGAGAGAGCGAGGGAGGUCGGGGUCAGAUUUGUGGAAAUGAAUCGUAGUUUUAGGGCCCAGGACUCGCAAAUGCAAAUGGCAGCGGCGGUGGUGAAGCAAAGACAACAGUUAAGGGCAUCAAUGAAUAAGGAGAAGGACGAGGAGCUCGGGUUGUUUCUAGAAAUGAAGAAGCGUGAGAAGGGGCAGCAUAAUCUCCUCCUAAAUAACACUGAAGAGUUUGAUGCACCUUUAGGUUCCAAACCUGGUACUUCUCCUAUAUUUAAUAUCUCAUCUAACGCAACACCUGCGCGGAAAGCCGGUGGUGCUGAUGAUUUUCUCAAUUCUGACAGUGAUAAAAAUGACUACGACUGGCUUCUAACACCUCCUGGUACCCCUUUGUUUCCUUCUUUGGAGAUGGAAUCUCAAAAGACUGUAAUGAGUCAGAUUGGUACUCCAAAGGCUCGCCCCACUGCCCUCAAAUCUAGACUAGCAAAUCCUCAGCCAGAUCCUGCUGCAAGGGGCAACUUAGUAUCUAAACAGUCAGCUUCUUCCCCUGGGUUGAACUCUUCAGGCGCAGGGAUGCGCAGACCUUCAUCAUCAGGUGGUCCAGGAUCACGGCCUGGAACACCAACUGGGCGCCCUACAUUGACAACAGCUUCUAAACCUUCUAGAUCUUCAACGCCUACUUCUAGGACCACUUUGCUUUCAUCAAAGUCAGUAGCCUCUGCAACUAAGCCAACUACUGUCCCUGCUGCUAAGCCCACUGCUUCUGCAGUGAAGCCUACUAUUCCUACUAGAUCUUCAACACCAUCAAGAUCCACUGCAAGAUCUUCAACACCAUCAAGAUCCACUGCAAGAUCUUCAACCCCAUCAAGAUCCACUGCGAGAUCUUCAACACCAACUGCUAGGCCCUCAAUUCCUCCAUCUAAAUCCACAUCGAGGGCAUCAACCCCAACUCGACGGCCAUCUACUCCAUCAAGUGUACCGACUAAAUCUGCUCCUGUCAAGUCAACUGCUUCAGUUACCAAGACAAUGCCUUCAACUGCAACCAUAUCUGCUCCUCCUGUUAAAUCAAUUCCUUCAGUUACCAAGGCAACACCCACAAUAGCAAGAAAUCCAGUGCCAUCACACGGCAAUUCUCCAACUACAAAAUCUAGGCCAUGGAAACCCUCAGAGAUGCCUGGUUUCUCACUCGAUACUCCACCAAACUUGAGAACUUCACUACCUGAGAGGCCACUUUCAGCCACUAGAGGUAGGCCUGGAGCACCCAGUUCUAGAUCUUCCUCUGUUGAGCCUACUCCUAAUGGAAGACCAAGACGACAAUCAUGCUCCCCUGCAAGAGGACGAGCCCCCAAUGGCUUUAUGCAUGCAAGUGGCAGCUCUGUUCCCGCAAUCAAUCGUGGCAAUUCCAAAGUUAAAGACAAUGUGAGCCCUGCUUUAGUUGGAACCAAAAUGGUUGAAAGAGUGAUAAAUAUGCGAAGAUUGGCUCCUCCUAAGCAAGAUGAUAAGCUUUCUCCACUUGGAAACUUGUCUGGGAAGUCAUCCUCACCAGAUAGCUCAGGCUUUGGAAGAACACUUUCAAAGAAAUCAUUGGAUAUGGCUAUAAGACACAUGGACAUAAGGCGAAGCAUUCCUGGCAAUUUGCGGCCUCUGAUGACCAACAUUCCAGCAUCUUCAAUGUAUAGUGUGAGAUCAGGGUCUACACGAAGCAGAACAGUUAGCGUUUUAGACUCUCCUCUGGCAACAAGCAGUAAUGCUAGUUCAGAAGUUAGUGUCAACAAUAAUGGUUUUUGUUUAGAUGGAAUUGAAUUAGAAGAUGAUGUUGGCAGUGAAAGAGGUGGCCGAUCUCCUCUACGAGGCAGGUGAUAGUUGGAAACUAAUAUCCGUGCUUUUGAUGGCUUUUCUAAUCAUUCAUCAGUAUUAUUUUAGGUUUUCGACCAGCUUGACUGCUGAAAGAGAAACCUAUUUCUGGAAAGAGAAGGAAACUGACCAAAACGUCAUGCGUUUGGUAAUGUAAAGUUUGUUAGGUUGCUUGGCGAUUAAGUUUUCUGUAAUCCACGGGCUUUGUAUAAUUAAGGAACACCAGUUAUCCUAAUUCUUAUGGUUCUUGCUCAUUUCUACAAGGUGAGGUAUUAUUAAGUCCUA
Manihot esculenta (cassava) is the source of this 2731-nucleotide messenger RNA. RefSeq names its product serine/arginine repetitive matrix protein 2. The record is from RefSeq and is a predicted model, not a curated record. Gene Ontology annotation, biological process: cortical microtubule organization. The coding region runs from base 644 to 2452 and encodes 602 amino acids. The transcript has 5 exons. Gene Ontology annotation, cellular component: cortical microtubule. NCBI's taxonomy places the organism in Eukaryota, Viridiplantae, Streptophyta, Magnoliopsida, Malpighiales, Euphorbiaceae.